This is a messenger RNA of Colletotrichum karsti, 1614 nucleotides long. RefSeq lists its product as uncharacterized. Lineage: Eukaryota; Fungi; Ascomycota; Sordariomycetes; Glomerellales; Glomerellaceae. The record is from RefSeq and is a predicted model, not a curated record. The coding region runs from base 1 to 1614 and encodes 537 amino acids. Gene Ontology annotation, molecular function: ATP hydrolysis activity; ATP binding. The transcript is spliced from 9 exons.
AUGCUGACACAGCGGAACCAGGUUGAUGCGAGAUUCAUGGUCGAUUACGAGACUUACCGCAAGAUGCAUCCGAACGAAGAUGAGGAUGAAUAUGACACCACCGACGUCAGCGAUCUCGGGCACGAGCUCAUGAAUCAGGACCAUCCGCCCCUCGAAGAUGACUUCUUCAUGUGCCUACCCACCACUAUGGUAGGAUUCAAUAUGCAGAAGAAGGAAUGGGUUAAGUUGGGUGUUGCUUUUAUGGAAGAUGUAGUAUGGAAUGAAGAGGCCUUCAAAUACUUGGUGAUUGACGAGAGGACUAAGGAACUCGUUCAAGCUGUUGUAACUACCAAGUUGAGAGCCGAUAAGAACACGGAUCUCAUUGUGGGUAAAGGGAACGGUCUCUUCAUUUUGCUGCAUGGUGGUCCUGGAACAGGCAAAACGUUAACGGCCGAAAGUGUGGCCGAGGUUGCGAAGAAGCCUCUUUAUAGGGUCACAUGUGGGGAUAUCGGGACCAAGGCAGAGGACGUAGAAAAAUACCUGAAAAUUGUGUUGCUGCUAGGGAAAACUUGGGGCUGCGUGGUUCUUCUCGACGAAGCCGACGUGUUUCUGGAAGAGCGUACGCUCCAGAGCCUGGAAAGAAAUGCGCUUGUGUCAGUCUUCCUUCGGGUGCUGGAGUACUAUGACGGUAUCUUGAUCUUGACGAGCAACCGGGUCGGAACCUUUGACGAAGCCUUCAAGUCCCGAAUACAGCUCAACCUUCGCUACGAGAACCUCGAUGAAAGCAAGAGGCUCAAAAUCUGGGGAAACUUCAUCAACCGCGUCGAAAACCUAGAGAUGGAUCCAACUAUAGAGGCAGAGGACGCCAAAGGGUCUGAAGCCACCCAGCAGAAAACCAGUCUGAGCCCGGACUCCAACGAAUGGCUCGACUCGGAACGCCCUCCCGACAUGAAUUCGCUAUUUGAUGACAUGGUGCUGCUUUACCCCCUCACGGUCCGCACCUCAACCGCAAGCCCAAACGACUGCAACGACAUCUGCAGAAAACUCGUCCUCGCGGAGUGGACGGCCCGGCUACGCAUCAUCGAGGCCGAAAUCGCCCGCGAAAGACUUGAACUCAUCAUCCCAAGAUCCGGAGCAGCACGAAAUAUCGCCGAACUCCUGGAAACAUCCUGGCCAGGCUUCUGGCGCCCCAAAGACUUCGCCCGUCUCGUUCGCGCCAAGACAAUUCUCGAAUCGAUCACGGCCGAGCUCCGGCAGAACCUCCGAGCCCUGGGCGUUGGCCCAGAUGCAACGCCGCGCAUCCUCAGCCCGUGGGAGACGGACGCCUGGGAGAGCCUGCAUGAGGCCGCGGGACUGAUGGUGUCCAAAGUCGAGGGCACCAUGCAGGCGUACAUGCAGGCAUCGUCGGUUAGGCAGAUGCUGAGUGCCAACGAGCAGGCGGUCCAGGUUGGGAGGUUGACCUCGAUGGCGACGAUUUUCCUCCCCGUGUCGUUGGUGGCGACCAUCUUCUCGAUGGGCGGCGAGUUCGCGGCUGGGGAGAGGAUGUUCUGGGUGUUUUGGGUCAUUGCGGUUCCUGUGGGGUUGGUGGGGUGCUUUUUGCUGUUCACUACUGCUGGCAGAAACAUUUUGAGGUAG